GAUAUCAAGAAUACCGUUCAGGAUAAUCGACAACCGAUUGACUUUUUUGCAGAAUAAAAAGUUGUCUUUCGUAAGACGGAAUUCUCGUACAGGCCGGAUAAUUCGCUCGGAGAGGAAGAAAAAAGCGUAAAUAUGCCGCCGGCCAAGAAGGGCAAAGCAAAAGCAAAGGCCACCACCGCCGACUCCGCUCAGUCCUCGCCUCCGGUAAAACCCAACAAUUUUCCUUCUUGUAUUCGCUCAAUACCUCCUUCCUCUGUUGCCAUCUCCAUCCACGCUAAGCCAGGCUCCAAAUCAUCCUCCAUCACAGAUUUCAGUGACGAGGCAGUUGGGGUACAAAUAGACGCACCGGCCAAGGACGGAGAAGCUAACGCUGCACUUCUCGAUUUCAUUAGCUCGGUUUUGGGGGUGAAGAGAAGGCAAGUGUCUAUAGGUUCUGGUUCUAAAUCAAGGGACAAGGUUGUGAUUGUGGAGGAGGUUACCAUACAAAAUGUUUUCGAUACUCUGGACAAAGUUUCAAAAUGUUAGUGCUGGAGAAAUGAGAGAGUUGAGGGGGGAUUUCUGUUUAUGAACCUGUCAUUGAUGACCUUGGCGAGCCAGACCUAACCAUGUGAGCCGACCAGUUACAUUCCAGCCAUUAUCAUUUCUCGUAUUUCACCUGGAAACACCAAUUUACGAGGCCAAAGUUAUUAUUACAACAACAACUACAUGAGAUUUUUGUUUGUAAAAUGAGCAGCUGCGACAGUGACACUGUGUCAAGUUGUUGCUUUUAUGCAUUUUCAACUCUUUAUUUCAAGUUAUUCUGGGAUUAUCAAUGUCUUGUACGAUUUGAAACGUUCAGUCACCAUGCGUUCAAUCCGCCAAUAUGACUUUGUUACACUCUUCUACUGAAA
Molecule: messenger RNA, 890 nt
Organism: Carya illinoinensis
Lineage: Eukaryota; Viridiplantae; Streptophyta; Magnoliopsida; Fagales; Juglandaceae
Product: UPF0235 protein C15orf40
Exons: 3
Coding region: 133-525 (130 amino acids)
Source: RefSeq, a predicted model, not a curated record